Molecule: messenger RNA, 924 nt
Organism: Paramecium sonneborni
Lineage: Eukaryota; Ciliophora; Oligohymenophorea; Peniculida; Parameciidae
Source: the annotation of a GenBank genome assembly
AUGGGUUAAAAAGAAAAAAAUUUCAACAACCUGGACAAAAAUAAGUAUCAUUUUUCAGUUAGAUUCUAGGAUAGAAAUUAUUGUAAAUCAGAAAAUGAAACCAUAAAUUAAACUAUUCUGCAUUUUCUAGUUUUAAAUAGAAAAAAAAGGUUGCUUCUCCAAACUAAAACCACUACGUCUGUCUUCCUUUUAAGUUGUCGGCUAAGCUAUCUGGUUCUAUUUCACAAAUUUUUUCUUAAAAAAAAUUAGAAUAAAAGGUUAUAAAUAAAUCAGUUUGUUAACCUCCAAUCUUCCUGAUUCUAUCAAAUAGAUAUAGCAGACCUGGAUUAUGUAGGUUGAUGACUGUUUAAGAAAAUAAAUAUUUAAUCGCUAAAACCCUUUCUUCUAUAUGAAAGAUCAUGCGAUAAAACAGCCUGUUGAUUGUAAUUUGAAUUAGAUGAUAUUUUAAGAUUGGAAAGGUAUAAUCUUUUUUGAAUAUUACAGUAAUAAUAAUUUGAUUAUAUAGAUAGAAAAAAUUAAAAUAGUAUAAGUUUUAAUUCAAUAGUGAUGGGGUUUGCAAUAAAAGUCUUUGUCAAGAAAUCAAGAAAUAGUGCCUCAAUUUAUCUAAAUUGACGGAAACUAAGUGAAGCUAAAAAAUCUAUUAAAUUUGCUUAUUCCCUUAUUUCUAAGGAAAUUGUUCCAGGUAAUGCUGCCAGUUUAAAGAAAUAUAAAUUAGGUAAGCAUCUGAUCUAUCCUUAAAGUUCUUGAAAAUCAAAAGUGCUAAAGAAAUUAAUUACAAUGUUAAAUUUCAAGAGAGUAUAUAUCAUUAUAAAAAUAGAAAAUAUCGUAGAAAUAUGUAAUGUAAUUGAUGUGAAAUAGAAUCUAAAUAUUCUAACUACAUGUAAUUUCGCAUAGAUUACAUCUCCAUAGAAAGAACUAUCUUGA